Neolamprologus brichardi is the source of this 642-nucleotide messenger RNA. The record is from RefSeq and is a predicted model, not a curated record. Lineage: Eukaryota; Metazoa; Chordata; Actinopteri; Cichliformes; Cichlidae.
UGUUUCCAGAUCUACGAUUCAGAGGGAACGUUACAGCACUUCAUCGAUGGUAAUGAUCCCAGUAAAUCCAGCUGGAUGAGGUAUAUUCGCUGUGCGAGACACUGUGGGGAGCAGAACAUGAUGGUUGUACAGUACAGAUCCUGCAUCUUCUACAGAGCAUGUAUGGACAUCCCCAGAGGAACAGAGCUGCUGGUUUGGUACAACGACUCCUACACCUCGUUCUUCGGUAUCCCGCUGCAGUGCAUCGCCCAGGAUGAAAACUUAAAUGUCCCAGCCACAGUGGUGGAGGCCAUGACGAGGCAGGAAUCCCUCCAGUCCUUCAGCAAAAACGGCAAACCCUCUUCCUCGUCCUCUUCAUCAUCCUCCACUCCAUCCUCCACCCUCAUGCGCUCCAUGGUCUUCCCCCACUCCCCCUGCCCUCGGAGUUUCUCCCUGUUGGAUAAGGUUGGGGUUCAGUCGGACUCCAGUUUUGGCCAGUUGGGGUCAAAGAACCAGAGAGUCCUGGCAAGUCCCACAUCCACCAGCCAGCUUAGCAGUGAGUUCAGCGACUGGCACCUGUGGAAAUGUGGCCAGUGCUUCAAGACCUUCACCCAGAGGAUCCUGCUCCAGAUGCAUGUCUGUCCGCAAAAUCCUGACCGGUAA